Labeo rohita (rohu) is the source of this 5299-nucleotide messenger RNA. It is a transcript of the gene kcna10a, whose product is annotated as potassium voltage-gated channel, shaker-related subfamily, member 10a. The transcript is spliced from 3 exons. Gene Ontology annotation, cellular component: voltage-gated potassium channel complex; membrane. Gene Ontology annotation, biological process: protein homooligomerization; potassium ion transmembrane transport. NCBI's taxonomy places the organism in Eukaryota, Metazoa, Chordata, Actinopteri, Cypriniformes, Cyprinidae. Bases 1225 to 2931 code for a protein of 568 amino acids. Gene Ontology annotation, molecular function: protein binding; delayed rectifier potassium channel activity. The record is from RefSeq and is a predicted model, not a curated record.
GCCACUCUGAACCCAAAUGUAGAACAAGCAACAGGCAGAAACAACAGCCCGACAGGAGACCCCUCUCUCACGAGAGUGGCAGCUGAGCAGGAUGACUCAUUUUUGGCGUCUUUAAUUAAACAUCUGUCCGUGCCUCUCAACCACUCAGUCCUGCUCCUGUUAGAGAUUUAGCCUGAUAAUAGCCUGAUAAUAUAGCAUAUUUAGAAAUCUGUAAUACCUGUACAUGCAUGAAAUAAAAUCAUCACCAAAAAUGAACAUUUGUAAAUUUUAUUUUUAGUGUGGUAGCUAAUGUGUUUAAAGUGGUUUUAAGUAUAUUUACGUAUAUUUCUACGGCAUUCAGUAAGGUUUCUAGGGAGUUCAGGAUGAUUGCUAGGUGGUUAUUUAAUUUUAAAAAGCCCAUUGCUUGUUUCUGAGCUCAUCCCUGAUAUUCAUGUAUGUAGAUUGACCCCUGAUUCCUCUUUUCUUGUUCAGUAUUGAAUUUUGGACCCAAAAGUUACUUACUGUAGAAAUGUACAAGUACAAACAAUAGUAGAUCUGAGGUAUCAUUCACAUUGGUAAUGCAAACUUGUGGGAUGAGUUAUGCACUUAAGUUUAAUACUUAGGCUAAGGGGUCUUGAAUAGAUAUGGAAGUUAAGUUGAGUGAUAAUAAUAGUGUAGGCACCAUUAAUAAUAAUUGUAAUUCUGCUAAUAUGCUGACUAUGUAUGUAUUUAAAAAUGUUUUAGAUUUCAGGCUUAGAACCAGAGAAUAAAUUGUACUUUUUGGCUCUACUAAGUGCUGUUGCUAAUGACUUGUAGUACAGCUUGGCUGAUGGCACUGAAACAUUUCCUCUGAACCCAAUGCAGGUCAUUGGAAUAGUAAGUGAAUUAGAUGAGGGGCGAUUGUUUUCCCCACUGUCUUGGCCUUUACUGGGCCAACAGUUUCUCUUUCUCUCUCUGCUUCCUUCCCUCUGCUACUAUCUCUCGACUUCUCUUUCAGCGGCUCUCUUAUUCUCCCACACUGCCUCACAGGCCAGGACUCUGGUGUCAAGUGUUUGACAGGGGUUACACUUUAGCUGAGGUGAUGUCCGGUCGACUGUUGUGUCAGAGGUCGUGGCACCUUGGAUUCUUCCUCAUUGUGUUGACCUCCAUCUCAAAGUCAAAUGACAGAUAUCAUUUAAAAUAUUGAAGCAGUGGGUUUCUUCAGGCGAAUGUUGAAUUUAGUGGUUGUCUAAUAUCUGGAGCCACAUGACGGUUCAGGCUGGAAGGAUAGAGGUGGCGCUAGUUGACAUUGAAGGUAUGGAGAAUACUAACGGUGUGGAUAAUUUCAAUGACCCACACUAUCCUAACGAGAUGACGGCUUUGACGGUGGAAAUGCCAGAGUUUGGGCCUGGCAGCACCUACUCAAAUUCUGCGAAAGUAUCGCCAUAUAAAGAGAAGAUCCCUCAAAAUUUGGACAAACCGCAAUCACCUGUCCUGCCCCCUCACACGAGGAGAGGUCGUGCCAGCUGCGCUAGUCUGAUUUCCAACUGGAAGUUACUUGUGAACAGUGAAGGAACGCAAAGCGAGACGAUCUUCAGUAAACUGGCCAAAGAAUACGAGGACUUGUUUGUGGAUAAGCGACAUCUCGAUGAUGGGGAUCAAAAGGUCAUCAUUAACAUCGCUGGUCUUCGUUUCGAAACCCGCUUGAGGACCCUCGACCAGUUCCCAGACACCCUUCUGGGCGAUCCAAUGAAAAGAAUGGGCUAUUUUGACCCCAUGAGAAACGAGUAUUUCUUUGACCGCAAUCGUCCGAGCUUUGAUGGGAUCCUGUACUACUAUCAAUCAGGGGGGAAGGUCCGGCGGCCAGCGAAUGUACCUUUAGAUGUCUUCGCGGAUGAAAUCAUCUUUUACGAGCUAGGACAGGAAGCCAUGGACCAGUUCCGCGAGGAGGAAGGGUUUAUAAAAGACGUGGAAGUCCCGUUACCGUCCAAUGAGUUCUACAGGCAGUUCUGGCUGCUUUUUGAAUAUCCCGAGAGCUCAAACGCAGCCCGAGGGGUUGCUCUCGUUUCCAUCUUCGUCAUCGUCAUCUCCAUCAUCAUAUUCUGCAUGGAGACUCUCCCAGAAUUCCGCGAGGACCUGGAGAUUUUUCCAACGGCGGGACUUGCCUUCAACCAGACGUAUCCCUCAGGUGCUCCUCCAAGUGCCUCUCCCAAAACCAUCACCAGCACCUUCUCCGACCCCUUCUUCAUUCUUGAGACCGCUUGCAUCAUCUGGUUUUUCUUCGAGCUCUGCGUACGUUUCCUGGUUUGCCCCAGCAAGCGGGAUUUUUUUAACAACAUCAUGAACAUGAUUGACAUCGUCUCCAUUGUUCCCUAUUUCGUCACUUUGAUAACGGAGAUCGUGACCACCACCAAUAAGUCCAACACGGGGCAGAAUAUGUCUCUGGCCAUCCUGCGAAUCAUCAGACUGGUGCGGGUCUUCAGGAUCUUUAAGCUUUCCAGACACUCCAAAGGACUGCAGAUCCUGGGCCAGACGCUCAAGGCCAGUAUGAGGGAACUUGGUCUGCUCAUUUUCUUUCUCUUCAUCGGCGUCAUCCUCUUCUCCAGCGCCAUCUAUUUUGCUGAGGUGGAUGAUCCCAAUACCCAAUUUGUUAGCAUUCCUGAUGGAUUCUGGUGGGCUGUAGUCACCAUGACCACUGUGGGAUAUGGAGACAUGUGUCCUAUUACGUUAGGUGGUAAGAUUGUGGGCACUCUAUGUGCCAUUGCUGGGGUGUUGACCAUCGCCCUGCCUGUGCCUGUAAUAGUCUCCAAUUUCAACUACUUUUACCAUAGAGAGACAGAGCAGGAGGAAAAGCAGCCCAUAGCCGAUUCAACCGAUCAAGCUUUAAAGUCAGGGAACAAUGCAAAACAAGGAAGUAAUUCCUCUCUGAACAAGGCAAAUGGGAACUGGCAGACAGACAAAUCAAAGUAUUAAAACCCAUAUCAAAACGUCUUUUUCAUGAGCAUGAAUCUCAUGAAACAUGUUCGGGUCAUAUUUGACCACAAAAUCAAGAGAUUAUAUUUUGCAUAAAGAAAAAUGUCUGUUUUAGUAUCACUUAAAGUUUUAUCAUAACAAAUAAACAUUAUCAUUCCAGUUUUCAUUACAGAAAUGCAUCUGGAUGUUUUACCUUAAUUAAUUUGUAAUUGUCUUUAUUCUCAAUGGCAGUUUUCAUCAGAUUCCCAUCAGUGUAAUAGUACUUGUUAGGGCUGUGCAAUUAAUCAAAUGCUUUUUUUAAAGCCGGUUCUGUGAUUUAGUAGUAAAUGUCCAUCGCAUGCUUUCAGAUGGAGCGGCAUUUACUACACAGAGCCGUAGUUCACUGACAAGCUACACAAAACCGCGUUCAUAAUCGCAGACAAUUCAAUUAAUCAAUUAAUUGCAGAGCCCUAGUGCUUGUCAAAUCGAGACAAUGGCAAUUAAUCACUACAAAAUAAAAGUCUGUGAUUACAUAUAUGUCUGUACUAUGUAUAUUUAUAUGUAUAUAGAAGUAUACACACAUGUAUUUAAGAAAUAUUUAUAUAUGUGUAUAUAUGUACUGUAUAUUAAUAUUUAUAUAUGAUAUUUAAGAUAUUUCUUAAGUAUAUGCAUGCAUGUUUGUAUAUUUAUAUAUACAUAUAAAUAUGCAGUGCACACACAUUUAUUAUGUAAACAAACUUCUAUUUUUUAUGCGAUUAAUCGUGAUUAAUCAAUUUGACAGCACAAGAGUAUUUAAUUUAUCGUUAUCAGUUAAAUGCUUUACAAGAAGCACUCAAAUUGUUUCCCUAAAGCAAAAAAAAAAUUACUACAUUAUUUUCCUUUAUACAUUUUACAUUUUUUGUGAUGAAAUAUGACCCAGACAAGUUCUUCACAGGUUUCAUGAGAUUCAGCCAAUGUUUCAUUUUUAGUGCUUCAGUGUUUGCUAGAUGUUUUUUUCAAUUCUUGGGAACAGAUGAUUAUAAAUGUUAUCUAACUUGAAUGAUAUGAAUGAGAUAACAGUUUCUCUGAAAACAUAAGUAUUUAGAUUUAUGUUAGAUUUGCAUCCGUGUUGCAUAAUCCUAUUAUUAAAUAAUAAUACAACCUAAACCAUCUCAUAAUCUCAUAAACCUACCACAUACGGUCCACUAUGUGUAAUUAAAAAUGACUGAGUCACUCUGAAAAUUAAAUGGCAACAGUGUCAUCAAGUGCGUUUGGGUAGUUUAAUGCAUCUACCAGCAAACUACCAUUUUGGGUAACCUGCAAAAUGACACCUUUAACAUUUAUCUCUAACACCGUUGUUUCUGUGUAUGUGUUUUCUAGCAUAAAUCCAAUUAAGCAGUGUAUUUCAUCAAUGUAUCAUUUUGCAUUUAAAAUGAUAAUCAUUAUGGUUUGUUGUGGCACUUUAGAGGAAGCUCAGCCAAUGAAGAGGAGAAAUGCAUUCAGAGUUUUCCACUUACAGUCCAUGUUCAUUUCUAUGAGUAUUACAGUGCCUUUCACUCAAAUGGGUUGAACCUGUUGUUGCAUAUUGAGUGGAACUGAUUUCCUCGUAUUAAUGGUAAAUGUUGUCUUGAGUUGAAAGAAAUACAUAUUCAUGGACCUAUCAAGACUUCCAAGUCAUGUUUUCUCUGAUUAUCACUUUCUCAGAUUCAACAGUUGCCUAGAGAAAGGUUAGAGAAAUUAAGAAUUUUCUUUGCGAAAAAUGGAUCAUUUUGCUUAAGUGAAACUAUACAACAUUUUGUUGGAGAGAGAAUCAGGGAGCGAUGAGCCAAGGUCUCACUGUAUUAUUAAGUUGUUUUGCAAAAUCUUGUGAAUCUUGGUGAGCUGUUGCCCAAGACAUACUGUAUAUAAACACAUGUUUUCAUUGUGUUUUUGAUGUUAUAACUGCUGCUAUUUUAUACUUACCUGUAGUUGUGUCAUUUUAGUAUGAAUCAGUAGUGUGUUACUGUUCUUUUAAUAGGUGGAGGAAGAAAUUAGCAUCAUAAAAAAAUGUCAUUGUUAAUAUGACAUUUGCACAUUUUGCCUCUAUAAUGACAGUUCUUCACAGACUAACUGAACAUUAUGGUGGCUGUGCUACAGAAUGAACUGUACAUUUUAAUCAUUUUAUUCUAUAAUUAGAAUCUAAUGAGAACAUCCAACGCCUUCAAAAAUAUUAAUAAGGAAUCUUCAGGAACUUGAAUAUCAUGUGCUUAGCCUGACAACUGAUCAUAGUUGGUUGUAAAUUUAUAACUGUAAAUAAGUGACAACAUAAAGCCAUUUCAUGUGGUGGUAACUGUGUAUUGUAUGUAUUAAAAUAAUACAUUGUGUACUUGUUGCAGUGUUUGACCUGAAAUGCAAAUCACAGUGAUAUGAA